GAGCGGGCUGCGUCCCAUCACUCGCGGUCCGACCACUGUGCGGCGCGGACGACGCCUGCGCGCCAACCGGUCAUCGGACAUAACUUUUCAACAUUCGUCUUCUCUUAAUUUUGGACCACCAUGAGGACCGGAGGGGUCCCGCUAGCGGCCCUUCUGCUCGUCCUCGCCUCAUCAGUGUUGCAGGUGUCAAACGCGAGUGACAUCUACUGGGAGGGAGAAGAGGAGGCAUCCAAUGAGUUUCUCGAAGUCAACAAGGAGGACUCAUCUAUACUAGAUCAUCUUAAGCGGCUAAAACGUGACUCAUGGCUAUCCUUCGAUCCCCUUGGCCUUUGGAAUAAUAAUAAUAAAGAGUCUGAAGCCGAAAAAGAAACUGUCACGGAGAGCAACAUCGAUGACAAUGCCAGUUUCGGCAAAGAAGACGAUUUGGAUGCUGGCUCCGGGUCGGCCGACAAGUCGGAGUCGGAACUCAAAGAAAAAACUCUUCGUGUGACCUUCCUGGUGAUGGAGCCGUACAUUCCAGCGUACUCCAACAGGGAUUCACCAGAGUUCCAGAAUCUCUCUCGUUCUUUGGCGAAUGCUGUGGACUUGCUGUUCGAGAACUUGCCUGGCACACAGCGAUCCAGUCUAGUCAGAAUACAAUCGCUGGUGAAUGACGAUUUCCUGUGCAAAGUAACAUUGGACAUUGUUACAACAAGAAACGAAGACACAGAUCAAAUUAAGGAAAUCUUGAGGAACCACAUUCAAACCAUAGGCCGUCUCGGAGAGUACACUGUCAGUUAUGAUGAUUUCAGCGCUCAACUGAUUGACCCAGCCUCCAGUUUUACGGCUGAAGAACAAGAGCCACCUGUCGAUUAUGAAAAUAACAUAAGCGAUAAGGACGAUCCGGCAUACGCUACAACACCAGAUUACCGCAAUUCUUAUACUUCACCAGACGAUCAAAAUUCUAAUACUUCACCAGAUCUUCAAAAUAAUUAUGAUGAAACACCGUACGAUCCAAAUUCGAAUGGGUCACCCGAUGACCCUAAUUCGAAUGGAUCACCCGAUGAUCAGAAUUCUAACGUUUCUCCGGAUGACCCGUUCUCCACACCAGACGAUAGAAACUCUAAUGGUUCACCAGAUGACCAGGACCCAUAUUCUUCUCCAGAUGAUAGGAAUUCUAAUGUUUCACCAGAUGAUCAGGACCGAUAUUCGUCUCCAGACGACAGGAAUUCUAAUGGUUCACCAGAUAAUCAAGACCCAUUUGCUUCUCCAGACGAUAGGAAUUCUAACGGUUCACCAGAUAAUCAAGACCCAUUUGGUUCUCCAGACGAUAGGAAUUCUAACGGUUCACCAGACAACCAAGACCCAUAUUCUUCUAAUGGUUCACCAGAUAAUCAAGAUCGAUAUUCUUCUCCAGACGAUCCAAAUUCUAAUGCUAUCCCAGAUGAUCGUAACUCUAAUGGUUCACCAGAUGACAAUAAUUAUGAACAAACUGUUGAACAAGGCUCAAACCAAAGCCCAGAGUCAGGGCGAAGAGGUGACAUUUCACCGAACUAUGACCAAUACGAAACUAACUAUGAUCAAAACUCUAGCGCUUUUCCCGGCGAGGGGCAGAAUGGAGACAAUUCUGGUCAAACUGUUCCACCAGCCCUUCCAGAGACGACACCGAGCUACAAUCCGGCAUCUCAGGAUUGCCCGCCUUCAUACAUGCGCUGCGACGAAUCGCGUUGCGUGGAAAACAGCCGCCGAUGCGACGGGAUCUACGACUGCACCGAUGGGACUGACGAAGACAACUGCCCUGACAGAACGUGUGGAGCGGACGACUUCCACUGUAGAAGCGGACACUGUAUCGAAUCUAGCCGCCGAUGUAACAACGUCUAUGACUGUCCGGACCAGGAUGACGAGCUCGGUUGCGACUGCCGACCGGAUGAGUUCCGAUGCGAGAGUGACGGGCUCUGCAUUGAAGAACGCAAGCGGUGCGACAACGAACAACAUUGCUCGGACGGCUCCGAUGAAUUGGACUGUGUCUCAAAGAUGAUAUGGUGGGCUGGACACCAUGUGUGUAGGGACACAGGUCAGUUCAGGUGCCGUGAUGGUACCUGCAUAUCGAUACUACUCCGAUGCGAUGGAUUCAAAGACUGCAAAAAAGAUGGCAGCGAUGAAAUUGAAUGUCCAUGCAGACCAGACCAAUGGCAAUGCGAUCAUGGGACCUGCAUCAAAAGGAGUAAGCGUUGUGAUGGACGGGUCGAUUGCCCCACUGAUAGGUCGGACGAAAGGAGCUGCAUCGCCACUGGCUACUUUAAAUGCAGAAGUGGCAAGAUCAUACACGAGUCUCUUAGAUGCAAUCGUCACUAUGAUUGUGCGCAUGGCGAUUAUUCCGACGAACAAAAUUGUCCAUGUGGUGCGAGCGACUUCAAAUGUGAUAAUGGACACUGCAUACCUGCAUCCAAACAUUGCGACCGAACGCAUGAUUGUCAGGACGGUUCAGACGAACGCGAUUGCUCUUAUGGCACAGUUUGCAUGGCUUAUGAAUAUGAAUGCACGAGUGGAAAGUGCGUGCAAGCCGAUGCAAGAUGCAACGGGACGCUGGACUGCGACGAUGGCAGCGACGAGGCCAACUGCUCUUGCAAAAGGGACCAAUACCCGUGUCGGGACGGUUCUUGUAUAAAUAUAUCCUAUCUUUGUAACGGUAGAGACGAUUGCAGUCAAGGCGAAGACGAAUACAAUUGUGGUGCACCCUGUCCAUCGGACCGUAUAGCUUGCAGUGCAGGCUCUCGACUGGUGUGCGCUGAGAAAUGUAACGAUGUCCGCGAAUGUGACAGCGGUGAAGAUGAGGAAGACUGCGAAGCGUGUGCCCACUCAUGCGACGGUGGCUGUUUAAUGGCCACUCAGAUUUGCGACGGACGGCCCGACUGUCGCGACGGAUCCGAUGAGUUCGACUGCUACCACUGUGACCGACCUGGUGACUUCAGAUGUGACUCCAAUGAGUGCAUACCGUACUCGCUGCGGUGUAAUGGAAUCAAUGAAUGUGCUGAUGGCAGUGAUGAGCUGAACUGCAACAAGACCAUGGUCACGGACCCAGAACAACCAUGCACACCGGACCAGUUCCAAUGCGAGUCUAACCACGUCUGCAUCGACCGCGCGUUCUUCUGCGACUACCACAACGACUGUGUUGAUGGUUCCGAUGAAGCCAACUGUGCCUGCCCUGAGGAUAGCUUCCAAUGUCGUGAGACCGGAGAAUGCCUUCCCACCUCGACCUUCUGUGACGGCAACAGGGACUGCAGUGACGGAUCUGAUGAGUACAACUGCCCACCGUCUACCACCACCAGGAUACCUUUCAUUCCUUACCCACAGCCCACAACCGAGGACCCUUACUAUACCACCAGAGGAUAUAUGUGCCGAGGCGACGAAUGGCGUUGUUGGAAUGGUUCGUGCAUUCACAACUCCCAGCGUUGUAAUGGACAUAUCGACUGUCCGUUAGACUACAGUGAUGAAUUUGAUUGUCCUCCCUUCACUCCACCUGCUUUGGACUUGAAGACAUACCCAGACAGCCAGUCCGUUAGACACGUGAUUUCUGGUGGCGAUGUGGUGUUCCAAUGUCGUGACAUUGGUCCCAUUCGUGCUCGAGUCCAGUGGGUCAGAGAUGGCGCCAGGAUCAAGAACGGUUCCACCGACAUCAAUGGGCGUUUGGAAAUGUUCCAAGUUACCGAAGCCGACGCCGGUACAUACACUUGUCAGGCGAGAGAUUACUUGAGCUACCCUGGUUCUCAAGUACGCGUCGUGUUGGUUGUGGAGCCUCCUUCCGUUACGUACAGGCCUCAGAGACCCUCUUGCGGUCCUAACGAAGCUACUUGUGGUAAUGGUCAAUGUAUUCCCAAGUCCGCUGUUUGUGACAACAAUAUCGACUGUGCUGAUCAUUCCGAUGAGGAUAACUGCCAUCACCAAGGCAUGUGUGAACCGAAUCAAUUCAAAUGUAGAAAUCGUAAAUGUGUGCUCAAGAGUUGGAUCUGUGACUCCGAAGAUGAUUGUGGAGAUUCCUCAGAUGAAGUGAACUGCGGUUACCAUGCGGCGGGCAGCAAAUGUUCACCGGUCGAAUUUACUUGCAAGUCCCAGGAACAGUGCAUUCCUAAGAGUUUCCACUGCGAUGGACAGAGUGACUGCCAGGACGGAUCUGAUGAAUAUGGAUGCAUUCCUAUCCACGUAACACGGCCGCCGUACCCAUCUAACGUAAAACUGAACCCUGGCGAUACCCUGACGCUGACCUGCGAAGCUGUAGGAGUUCCGAUCCCAUUGAUCUCAUGGCGUUUGAACUGGGGACAUGUUCCUGCUAAGUGCACCUGGACCAGCGAUAGGGGUAUCGGUGUCCUGACUUGCCCUAACAUGCAGCCCGAAGACAGUGGAGCAUACUCAUGCGAAGCUAUCAACAACAAAGGAACAACAUUCGCAGCACCCGACGCCAUUGUUCAAGUCACCAAAACGGAUCUAUGCCCUCGUGGAUACUUCAAUAACGAAGCGCGAUCAGAAAACGAGUGCAUUCGUUGCUUCUGCUUCGGCAAAUCAGACCAAUGUCGCAGCGCUGAUCUGUUCACAUACAACAUGCCCACUCCAUUGGGACAAGGAGGCACCAGACUUAUUGGCAUCAAGCAAUCCCUUAGUGGAGACAUUAUCAUUGAUUCGCAGCCGAUCAACAGCCAGUAUUACUACCAAUCUUUGGAUAAUGGUGCUACGAUUACCAAAUUCGGUGGCUCAUCAUACCCAUCAUACUCAAGCGCACAUCCCUACAUCACCUUACCAGAGGAUUACAAUGGCAACCAGCUCAAGUCUUACGGAGGACACAUCAAGUACACCGUGUCUCCACACACCCAAGUAUUCGGGUUCGAUGACAGCAUCCCAACUAUCAUCAUUAAGGGCAAAUACGGUAACCUGUUCCACGUCAGCCGUGCUGGUGGUUCUCGAGACCUUAACAUCGAAGCUCGCCUUACUCCCGAAAACUGGAUGAAGAACAGUUCCAGCGGAUUUACAUCUGCUUCCAGAGAAGACAUUAUGAUGGCUUUGGAUGAAAUUGAAAUGAUCCUUCUGCGCGCUGACUUGAACAAUGCUGGAGUGAACAUCACCGAUUUUGAGAUGGAAUCUGCUGAACAUAUCAAUGUGGGCCGUGGAGCCGCUAGUCUGGUGGAAGAGUGCACUUGCCCUAAGGAAUACAUUGGACUUUCUUGCCAGAAAUGCGCCUCUGGCUACGUCCGUAAGAAGGUUGGACCUUGGCUCGGAGACUGUAUGCCUGAGGAGUGCCCACCCGGCACAUAUGGCGAUCCUUCAAGUGGAAUUCCCUGCAAACAAUGCCCAUGUCCUCUGACCAACCGCGACAAUCAGUUUGCAAGGACCUGCUCAUUGGGACCAGACGGAUCAGUUAACUGUGAUUGCUUCCCUGGUUACGAAGGCAAGCACUGCGAGGUUUGUGCCCCAGGCUACGAAGGCAACCCGAUGAUCCCCGGCGAUGUGUGCAGACCACAAGUACGAGACAACUGCAACCCCACUGGCACCAAGCAAAUCCGCCCGCCUGACGAGUGCGUUUGCAAAGACAACGUCCAGGGACGCUACUGUGAUCAGUGCAAGAACGACUCGUUCUACCUAUCCAAUGACUUCAGACAUGGCUGUGCUUUGUGCUUCUGUUCGGGAGUUUCCCAACAAUGUAUGAGCAGCAAUCUCCGACGCAAGACGAUCAGCGUGCAGUUUAACGUGCCACAAAUCGUGGAUCAAGUGAAGAUCUACAACAUCUCGCCUACCGGCCCACCUGGCUCCGUCAGAUACACAGCCCCAGUUGAAACCGAGCUGAAACCAGAAUUGUACCGCGGUGAUAUCUCGCUGAAUAAUAUCGAUCGUUCUAGAUCAACAGUUUACUACUGGAGUCUUCCCGUCAGUUUUGCUGGUGACAAGGUGACAUCAUAUGGCGGUUCACUGCAAUACGUACUCAAGAAUGUUCCCACCAUCAGAUCGAGCGACCCCAGAUACAGGAACAGCGCAGCUGAUGUCCAACUCAUCAGUGAUAAUCGACUGACUUUCCACUACUUCGGUGAUUUCGAAGCCUCUCAUGAUGGUAUCUUGAAUGCUAGCGUGCAGUUCUUAGAAAAAGGAUGGCAAAGGCCUGAUGGCAAGGAAGUAUUACGUGAGCACUUCCUCUUAGCCCUCGCUGAUGUCAAGACGAUCCUGAUAAAGGCUACGUACUCCCCGGGAACAGAACUGGCUUCUCCAGUCAGUGCAAGCAUCGAAGUCGCUGAACCCGACGCAUAUGGACCCACUGCUUCUCAUGUAGAGCAAUGUGUGUGCCCACCUGGUUACAUCGGAACCUCUUGCGAAGACUGCGCUCCUGGUUACACAAGGAGUGAUGGUGGCCUGUACUUGAAGCUCUGUGAGCCUUGCUCGUGCAACGGAAAAUCUUCGAUGUGCAACCCUGAGACUGGAGUCUGCUACGAUUGUGCUGACAACACUGCCGGUGAAAACUGCGAGCAAUGCAAGCCUGGUUACAACCGCGAUCCUUACGGAAACUGCGUAGAAUAUCCACUAAGUACACCUGAACCAUGCCGCUGUGAUCCUCGAGGCACAACAGGACCUUGUGAUGAGACAGGCGAAUGUCCUUGCAAGCAGAACGUUGAAGGCGACUUCUGUGACCGUUGCCGGCCCGGGACAUUCGGUCUCGACUCCAACAACUUUGAUGGUUGCCUGUCCUGCUAUUGCUCUGGUGUUACCACCGACUGUCACGAGGGCACCCACUACACAAGGAUUCCGAUGGCAGCACCAGUCUUAGGAGAGAACUACGGCGGUUACACCAUUACGGACCUUAAAGCCGAAAGGGUUAUCAAAGACAACUUCGUGCCCAUGUUCCAACAGAGCGAGCUCAUGUACACCUUCGGCUUCAGACCUGAUGUCGAACUUUACUGGUCCAUUCCUAUCUUCCCUGGUAACCGAGUGCUGUCUUACGGCGGUAGCCUGUCGUUGAGGCAGAAGUUCAACUCAGACGUAUACGAACAAUCUGAGAGAGGCACAGAUGUUGUGCUCGACGGUGGCGACAUCUCGAUAUACUGGACAAACCCCAACAACUUCCCGUCUGGCGUGUCUUAUAGCUAUCAAGUACCUCUGAAGGAGGAUGGCUGGUUCAUCCUGAACACCGUGAACCCAGCUACGCGAAGCAACUUCAUGAGUGUACUGAGGAACCUCAAGAGAGUGCUCGUGAGAGCAACUGUCGCUCCUAGCAUCUACGAUACAGCUAUUGCUGACGUUUCCAUGGACACCGCUUCACAGAACUACGACGCUGUCCUUCCAUCUGCUAAAGGCAUUGAGAUCUGCAUGUGCCCGCCUGGCUACGCAGGAACUAGUUGUGAGAGUUGCCAGUCUGGGUACUACAAAGACCAAUUGGGAUACUGCCGACAGUGUUCUUGCAAUGGACACAACUGUCAAUUGAACAGCCAAGGCCAGGUCGUGUGUAGCUGCCAACCACCAUACACAGGAAGCGAUUGCUCAACCAUUGGAUUAAUAAUGGAACUGCAUCCAACUAUCCACGAAGUCGGCGAAGAUCUGUUACACAGAAGAGUGACAUUGACGUGCAAAUACCGUGCACCAGAACGCCUCACUAUAAAGUUUUACCAUGAGGGACGGGAACAAUACCCUGCAAAGAAUUAUUAUACAGCGACCCUUCACAAGGAUGGAUGGCACUCCUCACAUUCCUGGGAUACAGUAUGGGAUAUUAGACGGCAAGGUGACAUUUAUGAAUGCCGCACUAUCACCGAAAGGGGAUACACACUCGGUGUACUGACCACGAGUCUUCCAGAACCAGGAGGAGAGUCCCAAGAAGGCGAUCAGACCACACAAUCACCACCACCGGAGCCGACAGUUACCGUCAGGAUAACCAGCCCUACCAUCAAGAUUCAAGAAGUAGGCAGCAGCGUCAGCUUCACUUGCCAAGCACAAAGUCGCAACUCUAGAAUACGCCUGCCUGUCAGAUGGUCGAAGAGCGAUGGCAUCCUGCCUUUGGACAGGUCACAAGUCGACGAGAACGUGGGACUUCUUCUGAUCACCAACCUGCAAGUGUCGGAUAGCGGGAAGUACAUUUGUCAGACCAGCGAUGGCAUCAACACAGCGCAAGCCAUUGCUACUCUGAAAGUACCCGGUAAUGUGAUGACGAUGCCCAUCGUGGAAAUAAUUCCAUCGGUAAAAGACUUCUAUGAAGGUGAUCUGAUUGAGUUAGACUGCAGCGUGCGAGGCAACCCUACACCCUCGAUUAGGUGGCAGAGAGGCUCAAACAGACCUCUUCCAUUAUCGGCUACUUACGUGGACAACCGACUCAUUAUUGAAAGCGCACAAGUAGAUGACUCUGGAGAAUACAGAUGUACUGCGUCGAACCAAGUGGGUUCUUCCGAUCGCACUGCGGUGAUAACAGUACGCCCGCGACCAUCGAGACCACAAAGACCGAAGCUCACAGUAUCUAUCCCAGCUCCCGUCGUAGAUGAGGGCCAGAGUAUCAGGAUCGCAUGUACAGGAACUGCAAACAUACCAGCGGGUAGCAUCGAAUGGGUUAGGCAAGAUAACGCAGUAUUCCCAGAGAACGUGCGAUCAGAAUACGGCGUGUUGUACAUCGAUUAUGCUCAACCAGACAACCGAGGUGUAUAUGUUUGUCAAUCGCGGAUCUCGGAUGUAUCUCCAGAGGCUAUCUUCGUUGAUGUAGUAUCUUCGAGCCCAGCUCCCAGCACCUACAACAUUAGUGCUUCUGUCGAUCGACUCAAGAUUCCAACUGGUGGAAGCGGAACCGUAGAAUGUAAUGUCGUAGGAAGACCCUUGCCCGUUGUGAAAUGGACCAAGCACGAAGGCUCGAUCGGCCCCGACUCCAGCCAACGAGGCAAUACACUGAUCAUUAACAACGCGCGGGAGAGCGACCAAGGGUACUAUCUCUGCGAAGGCACCGUCAACAACAACCCAGUAGCCAAUAUCUACGUUUUCGUCGAAAUUGAAAGACGAGAGCCUCCUAGAGUGGAAAUUUGGCCAUCGGAUAGCAAAGUACAAGCAGUGCCCCUUGGAGGUGAACACACACUUAUAUGCCGUGUCAUGGGAGGCAUCCCUGAGCCUGAUGUCACAUGGAACAGGAAUGGAGGCCGUCCACUGUCCAGAUUUACAGAGCUGCAACCACACCAUGAACUGAAGUUCAACAAGAUAGAAGUCAACGACGAAGGAGAGUACACGUGCACUGCUCGCAACGAAGCUGGUACUGCAAGUGCAAGUGCCAUCAUCAAAGUGAGGGCGCUUCCAGAAAUCACCAUUACACCAAGCCCCUAUGUGCAACUUUCUUCUGGAGACCCCAUCAAUAUCGAGUGCAGAGCCAGUGGCUACCCCGAACCCCAAGUUUCUAUCCAGAUUGGUGAUUACCGCGAGGUCGUGCCUGCAUCAGCUGGUCAUGCUUCUCUGAGAAUACAGUCGGCCAGUGAACGUGACAGCGGUUUCUACACCUGCAUUGCUGCGAAUGCCGCCGGCACUGUUAAGGAACAGUUCAGGGUCGUCGUCAACAGAGGAGAUGGUGGAUACGACACGUCCUUCCCUGAUGAUGGAGGAAGCGGCGAGGGUGAAAUUGACUCGGGUUCAAACGUGGAUCCAUCAUUCGAAGCUGAAGACAAUUUAAUCGCCCUUGAAGGAAAACCUGAAACCAUAUUGUACUGCCGAGUACCGGGCGACAACGUCAGGUGGAGUCGCGUUGAUAGACAACUUCAGAAUAAUGCCGUAGAAGACGGUACACGUCUAAUCAUCUACAAUGUGUCAAAGGAUGACGCUGGUAUGUACGUGUGCAACAUCUUCAACCAGUACAACGAAAUCCAGGAAGCUAUUUACACCAGCUUGGUUGUCAUCACUGCGCCUAAGAUCACUCUGCACCCGCCUAAGCAAACCGUGCACCCUGGACAGUCACCAACUGUCGAGUGCAUCGUGCAAGGAGAUGAUAUCAUCGACAUCACUUGGAGACCGCUCGACAGGGCACCUUCUAACCGUGUUGACACUCGCUCCUCUAGGCUGAUAUUCCACCAAAUCGAAGUAGAGGACGCCGGCCGUUAUGAAUGUAUGGCCAGGAGCCGAUACGCUAACUCGAGCGCCAUUGCGGAGGUCGUCGUCAGCGAAGAUCGUACGUCGUCGGUGUCGCACAACAGAGAUCACAGAGCUCACGUCGGCGAAGCUGUGCACCUCAGCUGCAACGUGUCGCAACCCAACGUUCGUAUCAUCUGGACGAAGAACGGCCGCCGCCUUCCUAAUUCCGUCAGACAGAAAUCGGAUGGAUCACUCUUCAUCAAACUUGCAAAAAAAUCUGACUCCGGAAAAUAUAUAUGCAGCGUACAAGACGUUUAUGGACGCCUCGUUACUAGCACUUAUGUCAACCUCGACAUUCAGGGUUAUAAAUGCUUGGAAACGGAGUUUCCUUGUAAGGACUACUAUGGUUGUAUUGAGGAACACUUACUUUGCGAUGGAAUAAGGCACUGUCGAGACAAUAGCGAUGAGGAGAACUGCCUAUGGCGAGAUAAACGUUAUCUGGACAGGACUUGGAAUAAUCACCUCACACAGGAUGGACCUCGUGAACCUUACCCUGAAUCGGAGCAGUUGGUAUCUAUCGAGCAGCCUCGAAGACAGUUCAGAGUUGGAGACAACGUGGAUGUACUUUGCAAGGGAAGAUCAGGAGAUGUCAAGCUUCAAUGGCUACGAGUAGGAACCAACCAAUAUGUGGCUUCGCUGUUAUACGGCGACGGCGUCAGACUGUCGCUCACCGGUGUCACUAGUGCUGAUGCAGGUGUCUACCGAUGCAUUGGUAACGACAACUUCGGACGUUCAGCUUACGAAGACUUCAACCUUGAAGUUCUACCAGGUGGUCCUUCUUACCCAGACUACGGAAGAGACGUUUCAGUUUCUGAGUACACAGCCCGACUACGCGACUCUGUGGAUCUACCAUGCAUUCACAACUUGGAAGAACCCGUCACCAUUGAAUGGAGAAGAGAGUUUGUGCCGCUGCCAGCUGAACUCAGACCUGACCAGCCUCACCUGUACUUCAGAUCAGUGACUGAGACCGACGCGGGUACUUACGUCUGCCGCGUAAGCAACAGCCGCGCCACAGUCGAAGCCAGAGCUAUCCUCACUGUCAUCGGAGUAGUACCACGUUUCGGCGGAGAAAGCUUUGUCUCCCUGCCAACCCUGAGAGACGCCUAUAAACAAUUCGAAAUUGAAAUUUCAUUCAAACCCAGCGACAAAAAUGGUCUGAUCCUAUACAACAGCGAGAACCAAGGCCGUGAAGGUGACUACAUCGGACUGCAACUUAAGGAUGGAGUACCAGAAUUCAUCAUGCACACUGGCUCUGAACCCCUCAUUGUGAAGGGAGACCGCCCUCUGCAGCUCAAUGCUUGGCACACUAUCAGAUUGAGCAGAGCUAAAUCUAAGGUUACAAUGGACGUAGACAACACUGGGCCAUUCAUCGCCGAGUCUCCUCAGCAAUGGGAGGUGCUAGAACUGAAACAACCACUGUACAUCGGCGGAGUACCUGAUUACGAUCAACUGCCUGUUGACCUGGCUGGAGCUUCUGGAUUUAUCGGCUGCACGAGCAUGUUGCUAUUGGGCAAAGAAGAGAAGAACAUCAUGAUGGACAGUUACGAACGAAACAGUCUGAGCGAGUGCAAUUCUUGCGCUCCUAACCUCUGUCUCAACAACGGUGUCUGCCAGGAAGCCCGAAAUGAGCGUGGGUACAUCUGUAUCUGUGCUUCUGGCUACGCUGGACCGAACUGCGACCGGACCGGCGAGGCGUGCCGUCCCGGACUCUGUGGACCCGGCAAAUGCAUCGACAACACUGACCACGGAUAUAAAUGCGCUUGCCCUGUCACCCACACUGGCGCUAACUGCGAGAAAAAGCAAUCGAUUGAAUACCCAGCCUUCACUGGAAGCGCGUACUUGGCUAUCAAGCCUCCCGCACCAUCCCGCACACUGAGAAUGAGUAUGAGGAUUAAGGCAGCGGCCCCAGUCUCCGACGGUAUCAUCAUGUACUGUGCCGAGUCACCAAGAGGCUACGGAGGAUUCACAUCGCUUGCCGUUCACGAUGAGCGCCUUGAAUUCCGUUACGAUCUCGGAGGAGGAAGUGUACCGGUUGUUCUAAUCAGCAACAGGACUCUGCCAGCAAACGAAUGGACCACCGUACAUAUUGCAAGAGUUGGCUCAGUUGUGUCCUUGAGAAUUAACUCUGUGCAUAGCUUCGAACAAAGGCUUGAGUCUCCUAAACGCGAUCUGAACCUGGAUACUCCAAUAUUUGUGGGUGGUGUCGACGACUCCAUUACUCUGAACAAUAACACCGGCGUCACUGGAGGAUUCAAUGGAUGCAUUGCAGACUUCAUGCUGCAUGGAGAGGCUGUGGACAUCGUGAACUCGACUAUCCAGUCUGCCAACGUGAAGGAAUGCAACGCCAUCCGAGGGGAUAUUCCUGAAAUGGAGAUUGGCUGCCAAUGCCACAACGGAGGUACCUGCACCACGGACUUGUCCACGUGCUCGUGCCCACCCGGCUUUGGAGGCUCUCUCUGCGAGUACCGCGUACCCUCCUCUAUGAGGUCAUCCCGCCAGCCCCCUAGCGACCCCUGUGCCGUCCGUCCUUGCCGCAACGGAGGAACCUGCAGACCUGACCUCAACUCCAGAAUGAACCAUACCUGUGACUGCCCCCUUGGAUACGCCGGCGUUUCCUGCCAGAUCUCUCUGGAGCUUCUAUCCAGCGUGGCUUUCAACGGCAACGGCUACCUAGAACUGCCUUCUAGUCUGAUGAGAUACGAGGACUUGGCCAGUGACCCGGGCAUCAUCGCCUUGGCUAUAUUCACUACGCAAGAUGGAGUACUGCUGUACCAGAAGGAAACCGCGGCUCCUCCAUACUUCGGCGACUACAUUAUCCUAAGAAUUGAGAGAGGCUUCAUCGUAUUCGAAUGGGACAAUGGCGGCGGUAAAUCAUCGCUCUCUGUGGAAACCUUCGUUAAUGAUGGCGAACGUCACCAGAUAAUCGUGAAACUGCUGGAAGAUGGCCGUGUCACACUCUCAGUGGAUGGCAGGGAGAACUCUGGCACUAGCACCGGCAUAUCAAGCGUUAUGAAUGCUGACUCCAACAUCUAUAUCGGUGGUAUUCCGGACUUCCUGAACCAGCAGGGUUACCCAGGCUUCACGGGCUGCAUACACCAAGUCGAGCUGAUGGCUUCAGACCGAGGACUGAACCUUGGACAAGUGGCUGUUGCAGGCAGGAACACUCAACGAUGCAAGGAGCCGACAAGUUAUUACUAAGUCCAACGUGCGAACGAUAUUCUCCGACAACAUCAACGCAACCCUACGAUAGUACGACAAUGUAAAAAUAAUUUUAAACAAUCUGAUAAUAUUACAGUGUAAUCUUCACCUUUCGACUGGUAAAUUUACGAAUCCAUUCGAAGCAAGAUUACAACUUGUUCUUUCAAUAAUAUAAUCAUGAAUUAAUGUUGUAUUAGUAUUAAGAUCCUUUGAAAACCAGACAAUACGGAUAGUUUAGUGGAAUUGAGAACGCGAAUGUUGUAUCAAUAUGUAAUGAUGAAUAACAUGUGGUGAGGUGUCUGACUGUUCGCGUAUACCGCAGCGGUGCUCCAAGGAGCAACAUUGUGUUUGGUGCCAUAAGAUGAAUUUUAAAUAUUGUAGUUAGGAAUCUAUGUAUUUACUAAUAACUUUUAAGUAUCCAGUUCUAUUUCCGCUUUUUCUCAAGUCAUUUUUAUAAAUCUCUCUAAAUAUUUCAAACGCUUCCUUCUUUUCCUUUAGCUCCCAGUGAUAUAUUGUAAUUGUGCCAAAAGAGAUAAAUAUCAUUUUGUUUUAAUUUCAGCACUGCCAUUUUUAUCCUUAUGUUUAUUUUCUUUAUUUAAAUGUAAUGUGAACUUUCGCUUUUUAAGCAACGAAUAUACUAUUGUUAAGUACUUAUCUUUAUUAUGUGAAUAUAAAAUAUAAUUUUAAUUAAAUCGACUACGAUGGCAUUUAACUUAAUUAUUAUCGUCAGUGAUUAUGAUUAUUGUUAUCUAUUUUAAUUACAAAAUUAUAUAUAUGCAUUAAAUGUAUUUGUUGUUAACUUAUAUAAGACAAUUACAAAGUACUGAUAUUAUAUUUUAAUUAUCGUUAUAUAAAUUAUCUAUGGACGUCUGAACGAAGUGUCUAUCUAUAGAUUAUUUUAAACAAUUGUCUACGUAUGUAAUAUCUACCCGUAUACUUACUUCAAACUAAGUGAACAAAUUUGACUAACAAUAAAAUAUAAAAUAAAAUAAU
Molecule: messenger RNA, 14286 nt
Organism: Helicoverpa armigera (cotton bollworm)
Lineage: Eukaryota; Metazoa; Arthropoda; Insecta; Lepidoptera; Noctuidae
Gene: trol
Product: terribly reduced optic lobes
Exons: 80
Coding region: 121-13293 (4390 amino acids)
Cellular component (GO): plasma membrane
Molecular function (GO): calcium ion binding; protein binding
Source: RefSeq, a predicted model, not a curated record